Drosophila serrata is the source of this 2812-nucleotide messenger RNA. It is a transcript of the gene Nulp1, whose product is annotated as Nuclear localized protein 1. Gene Ontology annotation, cellular component: RQC complex. Lineage: Eukaryota; Metazoa; Arthropoda; Insecta; Diptera; Drosophilidae. The record is from RefSeq and is a predicted model, not a curated record.
AAACAAUUUAAAGGAACAAGUCUUGAAAUAUCAAACGUGUUAUGAGUUUACCUUAUCUGAAAAUAGAAAACCAUAUUUAAACAUCGAACUAUCAAUCAUUUUAUUAAAAAACAUAACAAAUAGCUUUUGGCUGAACAGUACAAAUUUUAAAUGUAGUAGAAAGCCCCAAAGCCUCAGAAUUUCCGAAAACAACAGGCGAAUUGCAUGAAUUUAUUUCUAAAAUAGCAAAAUCUUACACAUUAAAAGUAUCCAGACAUUUUCAAACUUCUUCUAUUGCCGGCAAUUCAGCUGUUUCCGUUGUUAGUGCUGUGUAGCGCCACAUUGUGUAAGCACACGCUCCCCAGCACUGCUGCUGCCACCGAUCCUGGCGCUUUCCAACACCGUUCCGAAUGAGAAUCCAGCACAGAAAAUUUGCUACGAAAAUAAAUAGAAGCACGGCGCAGGCAGACACCAAGAAAAUACCAGGACUAUUAGGAUGUCUGCGCGAAUGCUAAAGAAGCUGCAAGGCGACGCCGACAAACUGGCGCCGCCGCCAGAGGAUGAGGACAACGAGGAGCUUUCGGAUAAUGAUGAACUGGAGGACAGCGACAUGCAGCGCGACCGCAAGACCCAUCUAAAUCCAUUUGAUCUGUUGAACCAGCCCGGGUUGAGUCUCUCGGAGAGCGAGUUCAAGGAGGACGACAACGAGACGGAGCACCCGUCUGCGGCGCUGCCCAAUGCCAGUGCUGCGGCCCAGAAGAAAAAGAAGAAGAAGCGCAAGAAGAAGGCCAGAUCCAGCGGGAAUCACAUCAGCAGCGAGGACAACGAGCGCCAGGACAAGUACUUUGAAAAGGUAGAUCCACUGCUGGGCAAGGUGUACGAUGCAGUGCCCAAGCAAUCGGCAAAGCAGGCGGCCGCCGCCGGAGGCUCGGCUACCAAGAAGCUGCUGGGUGUUGAAUUGCGGCACCUGAAUCCGCAGAACGAGAUGCGACGCACCUUCGGAAAGCGGGUGGUUAAAGUGGAAACGAAGCGUGGUCGGCAAAAACCUACUCUCAAGUCUACAUAUAUGGUUACGGCCAAGGAGUCCUGGCCUCCGCUGACCAAAAACACCAUCACGAUGAAGCUGCUGCCCGCUCCCGACUCGCCUUCAGUUUCCACAAAAUCCAUUCUGGACAACGGGAGCGGGGGCGGCGAUGUGCAGUGGUUCGCCUUCGAGCAUAGCCAAUACUACCAGGGAGUGCAGCACAUGUUUCUUUCUGCCUUGGAGCGCAUCGAUUCGGAAUUCCUGAUCACGCUUAUUAAGCGCUGUCCCUAUCAUGUGGACUCCUUGGUGCAGCUGAGCGAGGUAUGCAAGAUGACAGAGGACUUUGCACUGGCUUCCGAGCUGCUGGAGCGAGCCCUGCUAUUGCUGGAGUCGUCGUUGCAUAUUAACUUCAGUCUGACCUCGGGUAACUGCCGACUGGACUACCGCCGCCAGGAGAAUCGCUCCUUCUACAUUGUACUGUUUAAGCAUGCGCAGUACCUGGAGGAGCGUGCCUGCAGCCGGACUGCAUUCGAGAUCUCCAAGUUGCUGUUGAGUCUGCAGCCGGACAUGGAUCCGCUGGCUAUGAUCUUGGUUAUUGACUACUACGCCCUGCGUAGCAAGCAGUUUGGAUGGCUGGUGGAAUUCUACGAGGAGUACAAUGCCGCCAGGAACCUCAACCAAUUGCCCAACAUGGCUUACUCGUACGCCCUGGCGCUGUACACGCUCCAUGGCGUCUGCGAGCGCUCCAACCAGGCACUGCAGUAUGCCCUGCUCAUGUUCCCCGGUGUGCUGCGGCCGCUUCUUGACGAGAUGUCCGUGCAGACCGACAAGCGGGUGCUGGCCUCCUCCUACUUCUUUGCGGAUGUAUCGGGAAAUCAAUCGCCCGCCCUGCACCAGUUGGUGUGUCUUUAUGUAUGCCGCGCUCGCGUCGUCUGGCGGCAGAACGAAGUGCUUCCCUGGCUAGAGUCCAAUGUCAAUGUUGUCCUCGAUCGCAUCGAGACUAAGGAUCCCGUAGUCAACGAGUAUAAGGAGAAGCGAUCACUUCGCUAUAGCGGUACUCCGCCUAGACCCAUUCUGCGGCAUGUGAUACUCUCCGACUACAAGGAAAAGGUGCCUCUGGCCGUUUUCGUGGCGAAGGAGAAACAAGCCAUCAUGACCUACGACCCACUGCCGCCGCCGAACAGCGUCAACUGCUAUCAACGAAAAUCCUCGUCGAGCAGCAGUCCCACAACGAACACAAACAAUUCCGUAUCAAUGUUUUUCCAAUCGCUCUUGCCAUCGUUCAACGUCAACAAUCUGGCAGCCGCUGCUCAACAGCCCCAGGCAGGCGUUGCCCCAGCUCCGGCCGCCGGAGCAGCCGCUGAGGCCGGCGCUGAUGCUGCUGCUGCUGCGGCAGUGGAACCAGCCAGGCAGGCAGCGAAUGGCGAAACCGAAGAAGCUGGUCUACAGCAGUCACUGACACUGAUGAUGGAUGCCAUGCGCGACUUCCUCCAGAAUUUCCGGAUUGCAGAGCAUCUGCGGUCCCCAGAGACGGCGGCGGCACAGUCUUCCAGUAGCAACGACGAGGAGAAGGGCUCCAGCGACUACGUUGACUAGUCACAGGUGUCAAUUAUUACGUUGAACGUAACGAAGUUGUGGCAUGGAACAAAUGUCUUUUUGAAACCACCUUUUUGCUAUUCCCUCAGCUAAGCGACACCGUCACAAAAUUUCUAUAUAUAUUAUGGUAUAUACAUAUAUUAGAGCAAUUUGAACACAUACGAAACCUACGAACACUAUGCAUUGAAUAAAAUUUUCCAUUAGAAGCUUUAA